Messenger RNA from Nematocida parisii ERTm1, 912 nucleotides. RefSeq lists its product as uncharacterized. The transcript has a single exon. The record is from RefSeq and is a predicted model, not a curated record. NCBI's taxonomy places the organism in Eukaryota, Fungi, Microsporidia. Bases 1 to 849 code for a protein of 282 amino acids.
AUGCUAAUUGAGAUACUUGAUGGAAUAAAGGGAUGUCUUAUAUACAUAAAAAAUCCAGAAUAUACAUCAGAAAACGCAAUAAUCAGAAGUAUACUACAACAUCCUCACAAAAUAUAUAAAGAGGGCGAGUAUACGAUAAUAAGAACAAGUAAAAUAUUCCCAACUGAAGUGACAGACUCGCUGGAAAUGCAGCUAAACAGUGAAUUAGAAGACAAAAUGAGAAGUGUACUACAAAGAAUAGAGUGCAAGUGCAAUUGUACAGCCAUUCAAAAUACAAGUGUACUAAGGCUGCCUGCAGAUGGAUGGGAAGAGUUAAUUGACAUGUGGUCUUGCCACGACAGGGAGUUUUCUCAUCUUACAGAACAAGAAAUGAAGCCAAAAAAGAAUGGAGUUUUAUAUUCCACCCUUCAUUUAAUUAUAGAGAAGGAGAGAGCACCAAAUUGCAUAGAAAUAAUAAAAGAAGAGAACACAAAGAGGAACAGUGAAAAAUAUACUAAAAUAUUCUAUAACCAAAUAGUAACCAAUAUAUCAGAUGAGUAUUUCUUAUUUUACUAUUUAUACGACAUUCUACAAACAAGACAGGAGAUAGAAAUAAGUGUAGAUAGCAAAAUAUACAAUAUAAGACUAGUUGAUAUAACAUAUACAUACAAUGGUUAUAUAACAGAUAAACCAAAGUUCAACUUGUCAUUAAAAUUAGCAUAUAAGAAGAUUUCUACCGAUGGGCCGCACACAAUCUCUCUUUUAAAUAUAAAUAAGUAUUAUACAGAAGCACUAGCAGAUCUGUUGGAUAAGAACAGCACUGGAAUAGAAAUGAAUAACAGAAUUAUUUCAUUUAUUUCCAAGAUAUAAUUUCAAGUUCAGUCAUAGACAGCCAAAAAUUCAUAAAAAUCAGAAACACACAGAGAGAAAUAA